This is a messenger RNA of Oryza brachyantha (malo sina), 1031 nucleotides long. RefSeq names its product eukaryotic translation initiation factor 5A-2. Lineage: Eukaryota; Viridiplantae; Streptophyta; Magnoliopsida; Poales; Poaceae. Gene Ontology annotation, molecular function: translation elongation factor activity; ribosome binding; RNA binding. Gene Ontology annotation, biological process: positive regulation of translational termination; positive regulation of translational elongation. The transcript has 6 exons. The coding region runs from base 164 to 646 and encodes 160 amino acids. The record is from RefSeq and is a predicted model, not a curated record.
AACAUCACCACCAUCGACAACUCAACGCCGAUAAUAUAUCCCACUCCGUCGCCACUCUCCCUCCCCGCCGCCGCUCGCCGCCGUCGACCUCACGACCUCAUCUCCCAAGGGGGAUUCCUUCUUCCCGGCGCGCGGCUGUUGUCCGGGGGGCGAGGAGCGGGAGAUGUCGGACUCGGAGGAGCACCACUUCGAGUCGAAGGCCGACGCCGGCGCCUCCAAGACCUACCCGCAGCAGGCCGGCACCAUCCGCAAGAACGGCUACAUCGUCAUCAAGAACCGCCCCUGCAAGGUCGUUGAGGUUUCAACCUCUAAAACUGGGAAGCAUGGUCACGCCAAGUGCCACUUUGUUGCUAUUGACAUCUUUACUGGCAAGAAGCUUGAAGAUAUUGUGCCAUCUUCUCACAACUGUGAUGUCCCGCAUGUGAACCGUACUGAGUACCAGCUCAUUGAUAUUUCUGAGGAUGGAUUUGUGAGUCUGCUGACUGAAAAUGGCAACACCAAGGAUGACCUGAGGCUCCCUACUGAUGACAGCCUUCUUAGUCAGAUCAAAGAUGGGUUUGGAGAAGGGAAGGACCUGGUGGUGACUGUUAUGUCUGCCAUGGGAGAGGAGCAGAUCUGUGCGCUGAAGGACAUCGGCCCGAAGUAACCUCCUGUAUCCCUGCAUGUGAUUACUACUGGCUUUCGGUUAUGAUGGUUUGGGUAUGUAGGAACAAGGAUUCCUUAAAAACAUACAAGAGUCACAACCAUUAAGGAAUUGUAUCGCAAAACUCGUCCCCAGUCAGGCUCUUAUUUAUCUGGGUUUCGUCAAUUCGCUGUCAUAAAUUCCCUCAGUUCCUGUACCCUAAAGCACCAUCCCUAGGGGUUUGUUAACCCUCUGGGUAUUGGUAGCAACUUUCAAUGUGGAGUUGGAUUGUGCUUAAGGUGAAAAUAUCAUUGUGAUAAACCUCUUGCAUUCUGUCAACCAUAGAUUUUGUUCUGAUGUAACCAUGACCACUGCUAAUAGCAUCUGCAGGUGCAACUUUUGACAGUUA